Cryptomeria japonica (Japanese cedar) is the source of this 1023-nucleotide messenger RNA. RefSeq names its product inactive leucine-rich repeat receptor-like serine/threonine-protein kinase At1g60630. The coding region runs from base 1 to 1023 and encodes 340 amino acids. Gene Ontology annotation, molecular function: protein binding. The record is from RefSeq and is a predicted model, not a curated record. The transcript has 2 exons. NCBI's taxonomy places the organism in Eukaryota, Viridiplantae, Streptophyta, Pinopsida, Cupressales, Cupressaceae.
AUGGGCGUGCUAUCCAAUUAUCUUUUUGCAAAUGUAACAGAAUUGAGAGUGCUCAGUUUCAAGAAUAAUGGCUUGACCAGAAGUCUUCCUAAUCUUUCAAAAGUUUACUUUAUCAAGCAAAUUGACUUCUCAAAUAAUAAUCUCAAUGGGAGCAUCCCAGUUAGUCUGGUGAAUUCGACUUUCUUGGAGGAAUUAUAUCUACAGAACAAUGAGCUAACAGGAUUUUCUGUUUCAGAUUUUAAUGGCGAUGAGAGAAGUUCUCUGAUUAUCCUGGGAGAUCAUCUUGAUCCCCUAAACAAGACAAUCCUGCAUAGCAAUUGGACAAGUGCCCAUUGCUAUGAAAAUGUGAGCCACUGGAUAGGUAUAAGAUGCAUGAAUGGGCGUGCUGUCCAAUUAUUCUUAGAGGGCAUGUGGCUUGAUGGAAGCAUUCCGUGGGAUGUUUUUGCAAACGUAACAGAAUUGAGAGUGCUCAGUUUUAAGAACAAUACCUUGACCGGAAGUCUUCCAGAUUUUUCAAAUUUUCAUUUGAUCAAGCAAAUUGACUUCUCAUAUAAUAAACUCAAUGGGAGCAUCCCAUUGAGUCUGGUGAAUUCGAGUCUCUUGCAGGAAUUGUAUCUGCAGAAUAAUGAGCUGACAGGUUCAAUCCCUGCUUUCAAUCAGUCUAGUCUGAAGGCCUUCGACGUUUCAAACAAUCAGUUGACAGGUUCUAUUCCAAAUACUGCUGUGUUGAAUUCAUUUAAUGAACCUGCUUACUUGGGCAAUGAUUUAAUGUGUGGCACAAAAUUGUCUCAUGAUUGUUCAAUGUCACCUUCACCUUUACCUUCAUCUUUACGUUCACCUUUACCUUCACCUUCACCUUCACCGUCACCGUCACCAUCCCCAUCAGCAUCACCAUCACCAGAUGAUAGAUCCAAAUCAAGUGGUUUAUCUAAAGACAUUCUCGCUCUCAUUUAUAUUGUAAGCGCUGCACUUGUAUUGAUCAUAAUUGUGCUCUUUGCUUCCUUAUAUCAAAAGUUUAUAUAA